AGCAAAGAACGAGCAGCCUCAGCCAUUGCAGAUAAUAGUGAAGCUGCACGGAAGAUCAAGGACAGCUUCAGGUCCAGGAUGGCAACUUUCAUUGUUUCAGUGCUGAACCCAUAUAGACGAGGUGACUGCAAGGAGGGCAAAAUCACCUGCACUGAAGAUUUCAAGUACCUGGCUCGAAAGCUGACCCACUUUGUCAUGGUGAAGGAACUGAAGCAGCUCCAGAGCAUAGACCUGCUAGAGUGCAGUGAGAGUGUAAAACAUAAAACCAAGGACUUUGUGCGAAAGUACAUGAGCAAAUAUGGUGCAACCUUUAAGAGGGAUCCAAAUGACACCAAAGAAUACUAAACUUCUGUCAAAAGGGGAAGAGUCAAAGAUGCUCCAACUGUUGAAAGAGUGAAUGUUUUUUGUGGAUGCUUUUUUUUUCCAAUGAUGAACAGUGGUGAAGAACUUGUGAUGAUUCAACAAGUGACACUGAUCAGGGAGAGCGUCCAAACUGAGUAUAAAACUGUUUUGCUAGCCCUAAUGAAAAAUUCUUUCUCUUGUCUCUGUGUAUCACCUCACAAAUUUAUGGCUGGCAAUCCUCACAUUCGAUAGACUAAAAUACUGCAGUAAGUGAUGCAAACUUUUGAAAGUAAAAAAAAAAUCUGGUAAAAAAUUCACUGCAUCCAAAAAAAGGCUGAGAUCUUUUGAUUCGUGAUUAGAAGUGCACUAUUUUGUUAUUAAAAUCAUAGUGUGUGAUUUGUAGUGAGUUUUGACUGAUGCUGUAUGGUUACUUGUCUUUUUUUAUAGUACACAGUAUUUAUAUUUUUUCUUGGAGUAUUUAUAAAAAAAAAGCAAAGGCAAGUUCAUUCUAUACAUCAAAUGUAAUGAGUAAAUUAGGAAUGCCAGUAAUGAAGGUCUUAUUUUCUUUUUACUGUUGUAAUUAAUUUUGUCAAUAUCCUUGUAAUUAUUAUUGAUAUUUGUAUGUUAGUAUUAAUAAUGUCAUAAUUACUAUUGAAUACCAUUGAUAUUAUUAUAUGACAUUAUUAUCCAUGUGAUUUAUCAUUUUUUAUUACUGUAUAUCAUCUUCAUUUAUUCUAACUUUUUGGUGGUUUAUUUAUUGAGUACUUUAUCACUGAUAUUAUUUUAUAUCAUCUUUGACCACCAUUGGAAUAUACACAAUUAGAAAUUCAAGCUGAAUGACAUUAUAAUUUACCAUCAGCACAGUAGAGAGGUGGUUGCUGUGUGCAGUGACACUGGCGCUUUUGUGAAGGCCGAAGAACUAAUUACACAGACAAAGAAAGUUUUAGACACUUGGCAUAUUUCACCAGUUUUUAAAGUGUAAGAUUGCUUUCUUAAAUAUCUUUGAAUGUGAUUUAAGGUUUAGUAUCAUUAUUUUUUUUCCUUUUUUUUUUGUUUUGUUUUUUUCUUUUUCUUUUUUUUUAGGGUUAUAGGGGUGACUGACAAAGAUACAGUAAAAAAGGAUAGGUAUUUACAAAACACUCAAACACUGCCGCUGAUGCAUGUGGGGUUAAUUUCCAUUUCUCCGAGAUCACCACCAUUCUAGUGAAAACCUUUAGUUAGUUGAACAUUUUACAGAAACUUUCUUUUGGGAGUUUUGUGACUUUUUAAGAGGAAGAAUCAUAGAACAGACAUAGGCUGGAAGUCCUGUUGAUUGUUGGAUUUUCUUUGCUUUUUUUUCUCUCACUUUUUUUCCAUUUUAGUAUCGUUUAUGCAGGGUAUGAGGCUUUUAUCUUAAGCCGAAGACGUAGGUUUUAUCCAGCAUUUUGUAUAUUAACUCUGCCCACCCUUUAAAUUAAAUUAUAUAUAAUACCUCAUGUACAUAAGCUGCUGUACAGGCUAAUUAAUAGUUGAUAUAAAAUCGCAUUCAGCUGUAUUUUCAAGGCAUUGAUGUUUUAAUUUUUUACUCCAUUAUAUUUGAUGUUGAAAUUUUGUACCAAGUCCUAAGUACAUAUUGUUAUGUUUUCAACUAAUGGUUUAGUUUUGUUUAUAUGUGUCUAAUGUAUUCUGAGGAAUACAUUUGCCCUUGUGAUGAAAUUAGUAUGUAGGACAUUCUAGACAGAUGUAGGACUGAAUGUACAAAGAACCAGACACUGGAAUGGAAAAGAUUAUGCUGUA
Molecule: messenger RNA, 2118 nt
Organism: Penaeus vannamei (Pacific white shrimp)
Lineage: Eukaryota; Metazoa; Arthropoda; Malacostraca; Decapoda; Penaeidae
Source: RefSeq, a predicted model, not a curated record